AGACGACAGACGAUAAACCAUCGGCGCGAGCGGAUUGGAAUUCCUGAAGCGUGUACGCGCUGUUCCUGUUGACGUGGUCGCUUUGCGUCACAUCGUUUCUUAUUCCAAAUAAUCGAUUUCACGGCGGACCCAUAUGUACGUGCAACUUCGAGCGUUUCGAGACACAGGAUGCGCCUGUCCCAUAGUGAUUACCGAAUUAUGCUAAUCAACGGAUCAAACACGCUUCUAACGAUUGGCAAAACGAUUAGUGAAUUCUACGUGGAUGAGCGUGUCGACAUUGGCUGCGACUUGGCUUGGUCGAUCGUGUGGUGUGGACAUUUUCCAGUCCGCUUUUGCAACACACCAAUUGUCUACGACUCGGUAACUUUCUAGGCUACGUGUCUCCUGUGCUUGGGAACCUAUUCGAUUCGAUUCGAUUCGUCGUUCGGGAAAGCCAAGGAAAAGAUAUUAAUUUCUUGGUAAUUGUUAAUCGUUGAUUAAGUUAGUUUUUAGGUGUCGUUAAUCACGCUAAUUUGAUAAACUUCGAUUAUCAAUUGGAAAAGCGCGAAGAUGCUUCUUAAGAAGAAAUAAUUUCCCUUCGAGAAAGAAAUAAUUUUUUUAAAUUUGGAACAACUCGUUGAGAAAAAAUCGUAUUUAAUUCGUCUAAUGGAAAUCGCGAUUUUCAAAGAACUAAAAUAGAAUACAUGGAACGAAUAAAACAGUUCGAAUUGAUGUUUCAGUCUUCUAAAUUCUACUAAAAUUCAGUUUCUGAAGAACGUCCCUGUUCCUGAAUUUCUAGUGACUGCCGAUAGAAGAUUCAAUGUCCAGAAGUCUCAAAAAGAAAAAGAAAAAAAUUACUAA
Messenger RNA from Heterotrigona itama, 840 nucleotides. Lineage: Eukaryota; Metazoa; Arthropoda; Insecta; Hymenoptera; Apidae. The record is from the annotation of a GenBank genome assembly.